AUGAGCAUCAGCCUGGGACGCAAUGCGCCGCUGUCCCCAAUCUCUCUAGGCGGUAGCGAGUUUUCCGUUUCAAAGUACCAAGGCCCCGACGACGGCUAUAUUACCGGUCGCCCCAAUCUCGCAUCGCCCCCGAACUCGGGCGGCUCCAAUAGCAACAUGAGCAUCAACGGUUUCCCAGCUGUUCCUAUGAACGGUCCAGGUCCCGGUCCUGGCCCAGGGCCUGGUCCAAGGAGCACCGGAAGACCUUCGCCGCCUGCUUCCAUUGCUCGCUCAAGUAACGGUACGCAGCUCUACGCCGGUAGCGAAAGCGGUCGUAACAGUGUCCGCGGUGACCUUGACGAGGCCGUCCUCAGCGAGCACUACGUCGCUCUGCGCACUUUUCUCAACACCCGCGAUCCCAAUCACAAACAACAACCCAACAAGGCUCGCGACAAGCUCCUGCGCCUCAGCUCGGUCCAGUUUUAUGAACUAAGUACCGAUGUUUUCGACGAGUUGAUACGACGACAGACCGCCGCCAGAACACCCCCUAAUGCUCCAAAUGCCAUUCCUCAAUUUCUGCUGCCGGAGAAGAACUUCCACCCCAAGCGAAACCAGGCUCGUCAAAGACUAUCAUCCCUGGGCCCACCGCGAUUUCGAGACCUAGCCGCCGACGUCUACCACGAACUCGAACGUAGAUUCCCUCGCUUCGUGGGAGGUGACUUUGCUCGUCCAGGAAGCUCCAUGUCGAUGAGAGGUCCAGGCACUCCAAUCAAUGGUCCACCUAAUGGUAAUGGCUUUGCCCCUAGAAAUCAAAGCCGCAUGAGGAGACCCUCUGAUGCGCCAUCUAUGAGAGGCCCUGGACCAACAGAUGCUUACGGAGUACCAGCCUCACCAGGUAUUCAAAAUGGCGACUACGGACGCCCGACUCCGAAGCAGCUCAACCAGAACAACACGCUCGUUCCGAACAAGAGUACGAUGGUUGAAGAAGAUGACGAGGGCGAGGAAUUCGCAGAGCAAAAUCCGAAUCGCGAGAGCAAACGAAGUGCCGGUAGCGGUGCGACUUCAGAGGCUGACAAGAAACUUAUCGAGGAUUACCAGAACCAGGUACGAGAACUACGCGAAAGGUUGGACAGUACGGAAGACAUCAUGAAAAAGAGGGAAGACGAAAUGAACAGUGCGCUGGAUCAAGAGCGUUCACGAGGUACUGCUGUCAAUGAGGAGAAGCAGGAGUGGAAUGACAUCAGAGUCAACCUCGAGAACAAGCUUGCCGAGGCGCAAAGUUUGAAUGACUCGAUGAAGCAAGAAUUGCAACGCGUACGAGAAGGUCACGAGAUAGAGAUACAGAGGCUUAGGGACGAUGUGGCCGCAGCACAAGAUUCGCCACGAAAUGAGCCUGGUGCAUCCGAUUCAGAGCUCCAACGGGAGAACGAUGAGCUACGACAGGAGCUCCGAGACCAGCGAAUGGUGACAGAAGAGGUUCGAAAGGAAGCACAGGAGUUUCUGCUUGAGAUGCGUGAGCUUUCUCAGCAAAGUGGUACGACACAUGAACGACAUGCGGAACUCGAAAAGUCAAUCCACAGCCUUGAGCGUGAGGUUCAAGAAUGGAAGAACCGAUAUGCCAGCGCAAAGACUCAACUACGACACAUGCGCGCAACCUCCGCUGGACCUGGAAUCGAACAAAAUGCUGCGAAGCACCUCCGGGAGAAGGGAUUCAUGGAUGAUCGUGGCCUGGUUAAAGAUGUUCACGUCACCAAGUUCCAACUCGCCAUUGACGAGCUUCUCGAAAAGGCACGAAGUGAUGAUCCUGAGAAGGUGGUUGACGCUAUGAAACUCGUUGUUGUUAGCGUCCGUCGCAUUACUAAGGACAUUCAAGUGCCUCAAGAGGAUGAGGACUUUGUUCAGCAGCAGACCAAGAUCAGGGCCAAGGUGUCAUCUACCGCGAACAACCUCAUCACAGCGUCCAAGAACUUUGCCCACAGCGCUGGAAUGUCGCCUGUUUCGCUGCUCGACACAGCAGCAACACAUUUGGCUGCUGCCAUCAUGGAACUUCUCCGCUUGGUCAAGAUUCGAGCGACUCCUGCCGAGGAGUUGGAUGACGAUGAUGGAACCGAGACGCCCGCGGAUUCUAGCGGUCUCUUUUCUCCCGUCGCUACCGAGCAUCCUUCCAACAUUCAAGAUGCUCUUCCUCCUCCCCCAGCCUUCCAAGGCUUGGGCAAGAUGCGAGAAAGCAUUGAGUCAUCGGCAUACAGUCCACGGGGCUCACCUCGCCAAUCCGCAGACCCAUACUCACAUGAAAGAUCCAUGUCUAAAUCGAGCGCGGUACCGAUCGGGCUUGGGCAUCCAGGCGCGAACAACCAAGUCAAUGGACAAGGUGCACAACAGCUGGAUCCCCGAGCCGCCGAAGAUCUCAAGGGAUACCUCGAGGACCAGAAUGCAUACCUAUCGUCUGAUAUCCAGAAGCUUGUGAACACCAUCCGAGGAGAUGCCGGCAUGCAGCAGAUCACUAUUGAGAUCGGCUCUAUCAACGCUGUCGUCAGCAACAUCAUCUCGGAAACACAGGCCUACGGCUUGGGCGAGAUAACAUCCCAGUUGGCGAACUGCAGAGCACGGCUACUGGAGGCUGCUGAUCAAGGCCAGGACAUGGCCAACAUCGGCAUGGAUACAAACUCACACGAAUGGCGCAUGUGGGUUCAAACAUUACCACCCAUCGCAUUCGGCCUGGCACGCGAGUCUAAGGAGCUCGUUCAAGAUGUAGACAACAUGGCCAGACCUGGACGACCUGACGACUUUUCGUAA
Molecule: messenger RNA, 2775 nt
Organism: Fusarium sp. VM40
Lineage: Eukaryota; Fungi; Ascomycota; Sordariomycetes; Hypocreales; Nectriaceae
Source: the annotation of a GenBank genome assembly